AUGGUCUGUACAGAGGUUGAAACUUUGCGUUCGAAAUUGCGUGAUGUCGAGGCACAAUUGGCUCAGCAGUUAUUAGAGCGAGAAACAGCGGAGAAAGAUGCACGGCGUCAGCAAGAACUGUACAGUCAAUUAAAGCUACAACAAACAGUACAAGAAAAACGUCGAGCUCAUAAUGCUAGACACAGUUCUACUAAUAUGGAUCCAAAACAUCUCGGUUCGCAGAUGCGCCUAAAUGCUCUGCAUUCGGGCGAUGAGAUAGAAUGCGAAGAUCCAGCCCUUGCCCGCGUUGGUUCAAAAGAUUCAGUGGCUUCAGUCAGCUCGAAGACGAAGUCCGAUGCCAUUCCGUUGCGUGACGGAGAAAAUCUAGGUUCAGUGUUAGAAAGCGAACUUCGUGCCUCUCAUUUGGAAUCAUCUAGGUUGAAGGACCAACUGGAGGAGAUGUCUGUUCAAUUGCACAAACGUGAAGAAGAGGUUGCUCAGUUGACUGAGCGCUUGCGACAACUCACCGACGACUUGGCUUCGACUGCCACACAGAGUGAAUUAAGUGAUCAAGCGGCAGACCAGGCACGCACUGCCUUGACACAGUGGCAAACCGAGUUGGCAACACUCGUUGGUCGACUCAUUUGGGCGCGAACGAUAAAUCGAAAGAGUUUGGAUGAAUUCUCUCACAAGUCGAACACUGAUGCACACGUUCGACUGGAAAUUGCCGAAAUUCUCGAUCGAGUUAAAGGGAUUGGGUCAGGCCUGCCAGAUACAUUGAAUGAAGUGUGUCAGUUAUUCACCGCCAAUUUAGAUGACGUAUGGACAUUGAUCACAGAACAAUUAUCCUCAUUUCAAUCUCAAGUGACUGAUCUUCGUUCGGCUGCUGACCGUGCAAAAACGGAGCUAUUCCAAAAGGAAGAAGAGUUGGUGAAGUUAUCGACUCAAAUACAAGAACAAUCGAAGCAUCAUGCCCUGCAAUUGGCAGCCGAACAGAACGCGGUUGCUGAAUUGCAGAAGCAUUUGUUGACUUUGAGGCAAGAACAUUCUAUCGAGAGUCAACUGGUAGUCGACUUGGAAAGGCAAGUCGAGACGCUGACACGUGAAAAACAACAGCUGACCGCCAAUUUGGAUCAAGUACAAAUUGAGGUCGCAACCCAAACGGACAAAUCAAUUGGUGAAUUGCCAAUUCACGUAGACGUGAGUCCAUUAAGCGAUUCUUUGUGUCGUUCAGACCUGGACGAAGAUGGUCAUUGUGAAGUGGAGGAUGACCAACCGGUUACUGAAGAACAGGCUUACAAAGCUUUGGCGGCCGAUCGACGUGGUCUUUCCGAUGAACUGGUUCGUUUGCACGAUGAGCUCGCUGAGUCACACGUGGACCGAUCCGCACUGCGCAAUCAGCACACUCCAACCAGUGGUCCACUGGAAGAGUGGCUUGAAUCAGUCACCGUGAACAAUGCCAGUAAGCAUCGUCGGAGGCCUUAUGGUCGAAAACCUGGCACAUGCGACGCAACGGAACUAUCGGACUCUCUGUCCGGGUUGUCCUCACAUGCGUACGAAUUGGGGGAAAAUGAAGAACCACCACUAAGUGUCACUGAUUCAUAG
This is a messenger RNA of Echinostoma caproni, 1584 nucleotides long. The record is from the annotation of a GenBank genome assembly. NCBI's taxonomy places the organism in Eukaryota, Metazoa, Platyhelminthes, Trematoda, Plagiorchiida, Echinostomatidae.